AUGACUGAAGAAGAGGAGCUUCUGGCCAAGAUCGGCCAGUUAGCUGGUUCACAGUACACUCGACAUUCGCGCGGUGGUUGGAGGCCAUAUCGUGGAAGAGGAAGAGGCGCAUCAAGGGCUUCGGCCGGUCCGCAUAGAAACCGGACACUUGUGCUUAACAACCAAAGCAUUCCGGUAGAGGCGGCGAGCACAGCGGCUUCGUCGUCCACACCAAGCAAUGAAGCCCCGGACUCCAAACCUGGCAUAAAGAACUCGUGGAUAGCGAAGAGAGAUCGCCACAUGCAGCUAAUAAACUCAUCAAUAUUUGAUCAGGAGACGCAGGCUAGAAACAAGGCGAUUGCAGAGACUCGGAGAUUAAAGGCUCAAAAGAAAGCUGCGCGAGAAGAGUCGAUGGUUUUACGGCAUGCUCAGUCUGCUUCGCGUUUCUCCGAGAACAACAGAAGUGAAGCUCAGCCUGACGGAAGGGCUUAUACCAUAUAUGUCGGAGAUAUACCAUUCCAAGUUGCCCAAGGUGGCAGCAAACUUAUCUCUCUUUCAAGUGAGGAUAUGCUUUUGAUAACUAUUAGAAGUUCGAGGAUCAGCUUAUGGUUUAUAGAUGACCCUUUGAAGGCAAAUGUUACCCCCAAACGAGUGAAGGUCGGAGGUGUUACGUUUGUUAGAAGCAAACGGGGAAAUCUCCACCGCUUAGGUGCUGUUGUUUCGAAGAAUGAAAAAGAGAAACGAGCUAUGCAAGAGGUUUACAUCGACGGGUACCAGUCUCUCCUUCCGCAGAACUUAUUCCAUCGGCAUCGACGGCACCCAAGCCGAUUAGAUAUGAAUGCAUCUUUGUUGGGUAGACGAGCAUAUCGUACUUGUUUCAAGGGCCCAACUUGCCCUUAUGUCCAUGACCCGAACAAAGUCGCCAUCUGCAAAGACUUCCUUCAGACAGGUAAUUGUGAUGCAGGUGUGGCCUGUGAUCUUUCACAUGAUCCAUGCCCUGAAAGGUCCCCAGCUUGUCUUCAUUUCCUUCGUGGUCGAUGCACGAAUCCCUCUUGCCGAUAUACCCAUGUUCAUAUAACGCCAGGUGCUCCAGUCUGUCGUGAUUUUGCUAUUUUAGGAUAUUGCAGUAAAGGAGCCAGUUGUGAAGGACGACAUGUCCAUGAAUGCCCCGACUAUGCUAACACUGGGAAUUGUGGCAAUAAGAAAUGUCCGCUUCCUCAUGUUGACAGGGCUGGUCAAAUCCGCAAGUUUACCGCUAACAAGGUAGAUCCAUCUGCUGAAGGAGACUCUGAGGAGGAUGUCUCAAGCGAUGACGAGGUGUUUGAAGAGAUUGACUCUGACGAUGUCGAUUCCGAUGACUUGGAGGAACCAGAAGAGAUUGUUCAAGGCACCGAUGGUGGGGAUGCUUCCCAGCAGCUAGAUUUCAUUGGAUUCUCUUAG
Trichophyton verrucosum HKI 0517 is the source of this 1419-nucleotide messenger RNA. RefSeq lists its product as uncharacterized. The record is from RefSeq and is a predicted model, not a curated record. Gene Ontology annotation, cellular component: nucleus. The transcript has 4 exons. Bases 1 to 1419 code for a protein of 472 amino acids. Lineage: Eukaryota; Fungi; Ascomycota; Eurotiomycetes; Onygenales; Arthrodermataceae. Gene Ontology annotation, molecular function: metal ion binding.